Messenger RNA from Python bivittatus (Burmese python), 2545 nucleotides. RefSeq names its product MIF4G domain containing (gene MIF4GD). Gene Ontology annotation, molecular function: protein binding; RNA binding; translation activator activity. Gene Ontology annotation, cellular component: cytosol. The record is from RefSeq and is a predicted model, not a curated record. Gene Ontology annotation, biological process: regulation of translational initiation. Lineage: Eukaryota; Metazoa; Chordata; Lepidosauria; Squamata; Pythonidae.
AAACGAGCGCUGCCCGCUUGCCUGCCGGAGGGGCGCCCGAAGGCUGCUCGGGCCAGCUGGGCGCUUCUGCCGGUGGCGGGGCCGCCGGGGCGAACACCCGAAGGAUGCCCAUCCUGCACUUGCACUCCAUGCUUGAGCUGCUGCCUUUCUUGCUGCUGCUGCUGCUAUUUUUGGUUGUGGGCUUUUUCCUGAUUUACCUCCAGCGACCCGAGCCAGACCCCAAAAAGCAUUAGGGGGCCAGGGGGCGUCUUCCCGCCUCAGGAUGCCGGCGCGCCCCUGCUGACAGCGGAGGCGUCAAAGGCGAGCAGCUCCUGCUAACUCAGCAGCUUCCCUGACCUAAUAGCUCUUGACGGAGGGAAAGGGAUGGAGGAGACCAGCAAAGAGGACUAUAAAAUAUAUUCAUUUGAUACAGAGAUCCAGCAGUUACUGAAAACCGCACUCAAAGAUCCCAGCAGCGUGGAUCUGGAGAAAGUGGCCAAUAUAAUUGUGGACCAGUCCUUAAAAGACUGUGUGUUCAGCAAAGAGGCCGGGCGUAUCUGUUACGCCAUUAUUCAGGUGGAAAGCAAACAAACAGGCCAGAGUAUCUUCCGGCGGGGCCUUCUCAACCGACUGCAGCAGGAAUAUAAGGACCGUGAUGAAUUGCGAGCCCAUUCCCUCCAAGCCUGGAUCUGCUAUGUCACCUUUAUCUGUAACAUCUUUGACUAUCUGAGGGUUAACAACAUGCCCAUGAUGGCCUUGGUGAAUCCUGUUUAUGACUGCCUCUUCCGACUGGCACAGCCUGAUAGUCUGCAGAAAGAGGAAGAGGUGGACUGCCUGGUGCUGCAGCUGCACCGCAUUGGUGAACAGCUCGAAAAGAUGAACAGUCAGAGGAUGGAUGAGCUCUUUUCCCUCCUGCGUGAUGGAUUCCUUCUGCAGGAGGGUCUCAGCUCCCUGUCCCAGUUGCUGCUGCUGGAGAUCAUCGAGUUCCGGGCCACUGAAUGGAAAAUGACAGCAGCAGCCCAGAAGUACUAUUACAGCGAGGUCACUGAUUAAACACUCGGGCCACCCGCAGAGCCUGCACUUGCACCAUGUUCACCAGCAAACAUCACGCCAAAGCUGCAGCUUGUUUCAAUGCUUUUUAUUCCCAGAGACCUUCUGGUAUAGAAUACAACCCCUGCUCCUUUGGGCCAGGGAGCUGCUGCCUGAAACUGAGGAGCUGGGAGAACAGUUGUAUUUGAAAGAGUAGCAGAUACUUGGCCACUGCUGCUCCUGUUGUAUUGCACUAAAUACUGACUUGUAUUAUGUACUGUUGCAGGCUAGGCUGGCAUUUUACACAGGGAGGGUCUCUCUCUUGCAUACAUUCAGGUUAGCAACCUAAAUUGCAGGAGUUUAAAACUAGCCUAGGAAUAAUUUUACAUACGCUUCAAAGAAAGAUCAACUCUUUCUGGCCUGUAUUGGUAAGGUUUUCUUUCGCUUAACACUUGGUAACUGGCCUCAGUUUGCCCUUUUUUGAAAAGGGAAAAUGAUUCUGUGAUCAAAGCACAAGCAUUGUUUGCUUCUUUGUAACCAAGCUUUCUCCAAUGGAACCAUCAGUCACUCUGAGAUCCAAGUGAUGUCUAGACAAGACUACUCUGAAAUCAAAAUCAAAAGAUGUUUCUUUUCUCCCCAACUACAGGAAACUAGUCUGACAAAGAGGGGAUAGUAUUGCAUAAUUAGGGAGAUUUUGAUGGACAGCCUUCAAUCAUAUCACUCUUAACCAGCAUAUAAAACAGCAUAGUCCAAGAAGGGCUGCAUUGAUGGUAAUCCUUACCUACUUAGAUGCAAGCUCCAUUACAAUAAAAAAGGCUUAACUUACCAGAAAAAAUAUUUAGGAUGGAAAUGGGGACAGUUUUUCUGUCCCUCCCUGCCUUUUUUUUCCCCAGGCAAAGCAGCCCUGGUCCAUUACACACGUCAUUUAGAUUCCUUAAAGGCUACACAGUUCUCCUGGAAUGAAGGGGCAAAUCUUACAACAAUGUAGUGGCUUUGUCAUACAGCAGGUUUCUCCAACACAAUGCCCUCCAGUUGUGGAUUUCAGCGCUAUGGAAGUUAAAAUCCAAAGCAUCUGGAGGGCAUCAGAUUGUGGAAGUCCAUCAGAGUGUAGCAUGCCCUAAGAAGCCGCUGCCCAGCAAUUCCUGUGAAUUCUUGAUGCUUCUCAAGGAUAUUUCCGGAUUCUAACUGACCCUUCAACAGCACUUUAAAAAAAAAAAAAAAAGAGGCUAUCAUUGGUACUUUGAUCUUUCUCCCACUACAGGAAAAUGCUAUGCAAAUAUUUUUCAUUUGCAGCCUUCAUCUUUCUUCCAGGCCAGCUCAGGUGUAGCUAUUAGCUAAGAUGGCAUCUUCUGCCUCCAGAAGAAGCAAAGCAACAGACUUUUCCAAAGCCACAGCAGAAUUAGCCCCUUUGGGAGUGGGUAACAAAUUAUUUUAUAACUUUUUUCCCCAACAACUACUUUAAACCAUAGUACUGUAAAUUUCUCUUAAGAGAAUUGGUUCUGUUUGGAACUUUUAUAAAAUAAAUAUUUUACACUUC